This is a messenger RNA of Paramecium tetraurelia, 1713 nucleotides long. RefSeq lists its product as uncharacterized. The record is from RefSeq and is a predicted model, not a curated record. Lineage: Eukaryota; Ciliophora; Oligohymenophorea; Peniculida; Parameciidae. The transcript has 3 exons.
AUGAAAUAAAAGUAAUUAACAACAAAAAAGUCAGACAUUGAUCUAGGUAAUAAAGAUCAGUUAAAUUUUAUAAUUGAAAUUCUCUAAAAAGAUCAGAGCCUAAAGACCAAUCAAGAGGUCGACAUUGUAAGGAAGGCUUUUAUCUCUUUCAAGUUUUUUCAAGACUUAGAAUAGUAGAUGGGUCAAGAGAUGGUAAGUAACUUAUAUCGAUAAUUAUCCUACGAGACCAUUAAGGCAAGAUAAGUAGUGUUCAAUCUCGGGGAUAUUGGAAAGAAGUUCUAUAUCAUACUCUCUGGCAGCGUUUGGGUUCUCAUAUAGAAAAAGGGACUCUAAGAUGAUAAUCAGAUAGGUGAGGAGGAGAAAAAGCAGGAGGAAGAACUAAGAAAAUAGAAUACAAGGAAGGCUACUUUGAAGCAUCAACAAAGUAUGUUGAAAUCUAAGAGAUUCAAAAAGCAGGAAACUUUCGUAACUGAAACGAAUCAAGUGCAUUUAGACGAAGUGUACGCUAAAAUGACGGAUGCAGAAUAUUUAGAUUGUCAAUUUCCCACGCUGUAAAAGGUAAGUUAAAUGAAAUCAGGGGAUAACUUUGGAGAGAUUGCAUUAACUAAAUAAGUUCCAAGAACAGCUACCAUAGUAGCAGCUGAAGAUACAAAUUUUGCAAUAGUAUCUAGGGAACAAUUCAAUAUUUUAUUAUCAUCAUAUUAUGAACAUUUACAAUAGCAAAAUGUGAUGUUUUUAUAGAGAGUCCCUGCUUUUACAGAAUGGAAUGAACAGAUGUUAAAUUAAAUUUAUUAUCAUUUUACUUUUGAAGAUUAUAAAAUGUUUGAUGUAAUUUAUAAAGAAAAUUAACCUUCAAAUAAAAUUUACAUUGUGUAGAAUGGAGAAAUAGAGAUUUCUUAAAGUAUAGAAGUUGGUACUUUGGUUACUGAAAAUAAUUUAACAAUUUAAAAGUUUUUCAAGAAAAAUGAUAAAAAAUACGAAAGAGUGAGGACUGGGAUAAUCACAUCUGGAUUGAUUUUUGGUCAUGAAGAGGUUAUUAGGGAUGUGGUAAGAGAACAUAAGGCUGUUUGUUUGAGUUAAAAAGCAUAAGUAUUUUCAUUGGAUAAGGAUAGAUUUUUGUAAUUCUUCAAAAAAGGAGGAGCCAUCUAAAAAUUAAUUAAACUUGAUCAAACUAAUUAUUCUCGUAAGUCUAAGAGUGUUUCAGUCUUAAAAGAGAUUAAAUAAUUUUCUCCGGCUAUUACAUUUAGAGAAAUUCCAUUUUUUGAGGAAGAUGACAAAAUUUCUGAUUUUGUUAUAAAAAAAGCUAAAAAUGCUGUAGAUCGCGUUGGGAAUGAACCUAAACGUAAUGGAUAUGAGUUUUUGUAAGGCAAAGGUCACAUAAAUAAAGCACAUUACAAUUUUCAAAAGAAUCUAGACAAAUUGAAAAGAAACUUGAAGCACAGUGUACCUUUAAAUAUCAACACAUGUUUAUUUGAAUUGGAUUCAAAUAAAGGGACAGCAAUAAGUAUAAUGAAUAAGGUAUUUCCAAGUUCUAGUCGUCCCAAGUACGAGAUACCGAAAUUCUCAAUGACAUCAAGAAUAGUGAUUAAAUCAUUAAAGUUGCCAAAAUUAUUGAAUGAAGUUGAGGUAUUGUUGUUUUCGAAUAAAGAAUCAAUGAUCUCAAAUUCAACCACAAUGUAUAAAUAGUAAGCAGCAGUAAAAGAUGAUGAGUGA